CCGAAAUCGAGUAUAAAGCCGUCAUGCCUUCUCCAAUGGUUGGGGCUAACUAUGCUUGUCCUUCUCUCUUUUCAACACUCACACAUUCUUUCGUGUUGUGCUUGACUGGCCUACCCACUCUCUUUACUUCACCUGUCGUGAACUUCAUACCUGAGCUAGCCUCUUCCAUUCAUUCCAUUUCUCUUGUUGAUUCUAGGGGAUCUUUUUAUUUGACUGAAGACUCCACACACUCUCUCACCUUCCAAUUUUUCUCUCCCAAAAAACCAACACAAUGCUUUUCCAAGCCACCGUGCUAUUGUGCGCACUUGCGCAGCAGACCCAGGGCGCGACGUUCGCAGUCCCUUCAGCAGUAGGAACAGGCGGGCUACAAUACGCAACGUUGAACAGCGCGCCCAUAGGAUUUUCCUUCGAGUUCUUCGCAUUUCCCUCAUAUUUCACCAACGUGACAGCAACCAAACAGUGCCUCUCCAACUGGAAGGAUCUGACGGGCGUGUGGCCCCCGAUCCGCGUCGGCGGGACGACUCAGGACCGCGCCACCUUUGACUCGGCAUCGACCGCAUACGUCACCUACUCGGUCGACAAACCAGCCGACGCGCCCGCGAACCUGACCUUCGGGCCGACGUUCGUCGACCUUGCGGCCACGUACGAAGGCAGCGUGGUGAUCGGUCUGAACCGGGGGCACAACGACAUGGCAAACACCAUCGCGGCCGCCAAGAAGGUCGUGGAAAAGAUGGGCGGCGACGGCGGCAACCUGCAGGCCAUCGAGCUGGGCAACGAGCCCGAGUACUGGAGCGGGGCGAAGCAGCCGAUCGCGCAGUCCGGGUGGGACGAGAAGAUCGACGCCCAGAGCGAGGACGAGUGGGCCGGCGCGGUCGGCACCGCCAUCGGCAAGACGGACAUCAUCCAGGCCGGAAACUCCAACGCGUCGCCGCCGACGUGGGGCGCCGCCACGCUCUUCUCGACGGGGAACAAGACCGCCGAGAAGUUCAUGCAGCGCUACGCCCACCACAACUACCCCGGCGGCAAUGUGGCCGAACUCAUGAACCAUACCCGCACUUCAGGUAACAUCCGCAGCUUCGAGACCGAUGUUGCAGCGGCUCUUGCCAUCGGCAAGCCGUACGUGUUUGGGGAGACCAACUCUGUUUCCGGCGGUGGCGCAGCUGGUGUUUCGCCAACCUUUGGCGCCGCGUUGUGGACCAUGGACUACUCCCUGCGAGCGCUCGUUUCCAACAUCACCAACCUGUAUUUCCACCAGGGCACCGUUGGCAACUGCCAAUACUGCCAGUUUGGGAGAAACACCAUGGGUGCUCCUUAUUAUGGCGCAACCGCCGCCACUGCAUUUCUGAGCAAAGCCGCCAGCAUCGCCGCCCUCGACGAUGGCAGCUCAGCGUUCGCGGCUUACGCCAGCUUCGACAAGGCAGGCAAGCCGCUGCGCGUGCUGCUGUACAACUCCAACUACUACACCACCGGAGACCGACCGACCGAGGAGUUUACGCUCACGGGGCUGACGGACGGCACCAUCCGCGCCAAGAGGCUGACGGCGGCCAGCGCCACGACGAGGGCGGACUCGAGCUCCGAUCUUUCCUUUGGAGGUCAGACCUGGGCAAACGGGACCUGCGUCGCCCAGGGUGACGAGAAGUUUGAGUCGGCCACCGUCUCGGGUGGCCAGGUUAAGUUGACCGUGGGUGCCGCCGAGGCGCUGGUCGUGUACUUGAGCUGAAGAUAAAACGUCCCCCUGCCUGGUUAGCGUUGGCUCUGUGAGCGACGGAUCGAGUCGGGAUACGAUAGCCUACUCAUGAAUAUAUGCUGAAAAAAAAUUAAAAUCAAACUGCACCAAAAGUGAACCGGCCAGGAUGAAGUUUCGGCCUAUGCCUUGGCAUUAAAGUGCGAAUGUCAUUCCAUAUACCCCAACCCAAUCACAUAAGUCAAUAGGGACUUGAAGCGGUCCAGAGUGCGCUCAUGCCUCUUUCCAAGGCUCUCGGCCUGUCGCAACAAGACCGGCAACGACAGCAACGCCUCACGCGCAGCCGAAUUCCCAACAUCGACCUUGUCGAGAGCCGCAGGGAGCGCCCUCGAUACAAACAGGAGCUCGUCCAGCAGGUUCUUGAGCAAUACGAUCUGCAUCAACGCGGCCGAGUGGUCGGGCGGCUUGAAGCUCCCGACCGUGAGG
Pyricularia grisea is the source of this 2170-nucleotide messenger RNA. RefSeq lists its product as uncharacterized. Bases 272 to 1720 code for a protein of 482 amino acids. Lineage: Eukaryota; Fungi; Ascomycota; Sordariomycetes; Magnaporthales; Pyriculariaceae. The record is from RefSeq and is a predicted model, not a curated record. The transcript is spliced from 5 exons.